Molecule: messenger RNA, 5222 nt
Organism: Brienomyrus brachyistius
Lineage: Eukaryota; Metazoa; Chordata; Actinopteri; Osteoglossiformes; Mormyridae
Gene: sema4f
Product: sema domain, immunoglobulin domain (Ig), transmembrane domain (TM) and short cytoplasmic domain, (semaphorin) 4F
Exons: 14
Coding region: 1049-3346 (765 amino acids)
Biological process (GO): neural crest cell migration; semaphorin-plexin signaling pathway; negative regulation of axon extension involved in axon guidance
Molecular function (GO): chemorepellent activity; semaphorin receptor binding
Source: RefSeq, a predicted model, not a curated record
GGUUGCCUCAGACUUCAACGCUUGUGGGUUUGAAUUCAGUCUCUCUCUAGCUUCACGUUCCUCCAGGUUUCUUCCCAAAGUCCUCAAGCGUGUUAUUAAUGCAAGCUGCCUGUAGUGCAUGAAAUAUCCUGUAAUGGGCUGAUUUCCUGUAUGAGGUCGUGCCCUCGUUCACACCCUUUGUGGGACAGACUCCAAAUCGCAACAAAUGCCACUGGAUUUGUUGCUGUUAAAAUGGCACUACAGGCUCAUUAUCCCACCAACUGCUAACGUGUCGUUAUUACUGCAGACAUAUUGAGUCUUUUAGAAUUGUUUAAUAGUAUUUAUUCAUUGAAUACCAGACCCCCCCCUUUUAAUUGGACAUCUCCAUCUAGCUGAUCUCCAAUGUUGAACAUGAGCAAGCCAAUUAGUAGCUGCAUGCAAUCUAUUGAGCUCAGCAUGCGUGCCUGUCGGCCUCCAAACUCGGCCCGCCGGCUUAAUUGGUCAUCAGUUUAUCUUUCGGCACAGUGCAGCAUUUGAGUGCCUGCAUUUCCUAAUGACAUGUGCAUGCCACGCAGCCUCAUUUCCAGGCAGUGCAUCACUUGCGGGGGAAAAAAACAAUAAGCACAUAUUUGCACAGUUAACAAAACGAAAACCUGCGUAGCGUCAGACUUAUUUUGAGUUUAAACAUCCUUGUUGGCUUUGCAGGUGUCAAAUAAUCUUUCCAAGUGUUGUAUUUUGUUUCUGCUUUUUGUGCGAAUUAUCCGUGUGAGUUUUAAACUUCACUUCAGUCUUCAGCCCCAUUUAUGGUUAAGCUAUUCCUUUGUGCAGUGCUGGCGAGCGACUCGUGAAUUUGUUCAAAUCUGCUUUUAUCCGGAUAGCCUGCUUACAGUCGGCAGUGUUUCCGUUAGCAUUGUGGUCCUGCUGACUUCUGUAGCCAGUAAUGCACUGUGUCCAUUUACAAAGCAAAACCCUGCUGUACUGAAGUAAUUUUUACCCAACAAUGAGAUUACAGGUCUGGACAAAAGCAAAAAGCUGAACCAUGUGACCAGUCUUACCCCUGUACUGCAGGAUGUGCUGUCCGGGUUCUUACAGGAAGAGCUCUGAGUGGACCAACGGCAAUGUAAACCUACAGCAGUUCUACAACCUGUCCAACUUUAGCACCUUCCUACUGGAUCCAAGCACUGCGACUCUCUACCUCGGGGCCCGGGAUACCAUUCUGGCCAUUGACACCAACGACCUCACGAAGAGAGCCAAGCAGAUCGUGUGGGACGUCCCGAAGAGCAAGCAGGAUGCAUGUGUGGCCAAGGGGAAGACGGAGGGUGACUGCCACAACUACAUCAGGCUGCUGGAGUUCUUGAACAGCAGCAGUAUCUACGCCUGUGGCACCUACGCCUACUACCCCCAGUGCGUCACCAUCGAUGUGAAGAGCUUCUCCCUGAAAAGGACACCCAGUGGGGAGGUGGAGAUGGAGACAGGGAAGGGGAAAUGUCCAUUUGAGCCCAGCCAGCACUAUGCAGCAGUCAUGGCAGAUGGAGUCCUGUACACGGCCGCCACCAGCAAUUUCCUGGGCACGCUCUUUGACAUCUCCCGGGCAACGGGCAAUGAAGGGGAGCGUAUCCGCACCGAGCAGUCAAUCAACUGGCUCAACGACCCGGAGUUUGUGAGUUCUGCGUUCAUCAAGGAAGACCCAAACAAUCCUGUAGGGGAGGAUGACAAGAUCUACUUCUUCUUCACAGAGGUCGCUAGGGAGUAUGACCUCUACACCAAGGUCAAAGUCUCCAGAGUAGCUCGUGUCUGCAAGGGAGAUGUUGGGGGCAUGAAGACCCUCCAGAAGCGAUGGACAACCUUCCUAAAGGCCCAGUUGGUGUGUGAGGACCGCAUCAGCGGCCAACGUUACAACAUCCUGACAGACGUCUACACCACAGAUCUCCGGGAGGGAGACCCCAGCAGUACCCAUUUCUACGGCAUCUUCACCUCGCAGUGGGAGAGGGAGCCCUUAUCUGCUGUGUGCGCCUACAGCCUGGAGGAUAUCAAGAAGGUGAUGGCCGGGCCCUUCAAAGAGCUAAAGAAGAACUGCGAGAACUGGAACAACCCAGAGCCCAUUCCCAACCCUAGACCAGGACAGUGCAUCACCAGGGCGCUGAAGGCAGACGGCUUCGAAUCCUCGCUCAAGCUUCCAGACAAGGUGCUGACCUAUGUGCGUGACCACCCCCUGAUGGAGAACAGCGUGAUGGCGGCGCCCCUGCUUGUUAGGCGGGGAGUGACCUACACCAAGAUCGCUGUCAGCCACACCAGUGACAGUCAGGGUGGUGAUGUGGUCCUGCACCUGGGCACGGACCGUGGGCAGCUACACAGGGUGCUGGUGGAAGGACUGAACACCAGCCUCCUGCUGGAGAGCCCCAUAUUCCCCUUUCAGGAGCCUGUUAACAACAUCCUCUUAUACAAGGGCCAGGCCCUGGUCGGGUCGCCCCAAUCCCUGGUGAGUCUCCCAGUAGAUGGCUGUGAGCAGUACAGCAGCUGCGAGACGUGCGCUCGGGUUCGAAGGCUGGGCUGCGUGUGGAGGACCAAGGCAGGAGCACCGGCCUGUGUCAAGGCACUGGGAGAGAUCCCGAUGGGAGCCGAGCCUGAAGACCUGCUGAGGCAGUGCGGCGUCGGAGACGCACGCUGCCGUCCCACAGUGAAGGAUUUUCACGUGAUGACCGGGAUGCACAUCGUCCUGUCCUGUGAGCAGCUCUCACCUCGGUCUUGCUACUGGGUCCACCCAGAUGGCCGCCACACAUGGCAGCGCCACCUGGAGGUGAUGGUCAGUAGCGACAGUGUGGGCAUCUACACCUGCUUCUGCGAGGAAGUCGGCCGAGAGCAGCCUCCCUGCCGCAAAGCUGAGUACCAGCUGGCCAUGGACGCCCCCUGCAUGGGUGUGGUUGAGGCCCUGACAGGCACGCGCCACGUGGUGGCCGGUUACCCCGUGUGCUUCUUUGCUGGGGCCUUCUUGGGCUGUCUGCUUUACAUUAUGUGCGUGGGCCACAGGACCGCCCACAUGCCUGAAAAGAAUGGGCGGGACUUCCUGCAGUCCUCAGACACGCCCCUGUCCCCCAGCAGUGCCAGCCUGCUGUCCGAGGGUGUGCCCCUCACGGAGAAGCGGAACGGGGCGCUCAAUGGACACAGCGUCUACGGCAACAGCGGCGGCCACAAGCUACAGGAAUCGGCGGUCAACCGGGCCGUGGAGGUAGACGGCAAGGAGCCGGACGGGAUGGAGGAGACAGCGGAGCAGCUAGAGGAGGAGAUGUCGUCGGGGAUGGACGAGUUCACAGAUCUCAAGAUCCCCAAGGCUGCCCCAUUGGCUCCAUUUGAGGAGAGCUCCAUUUGACGAGAGCUCCAUUUGACAAGGAGCUGGUUGUGUGGCACGUGGAUUAAUCACAAGGGUCAGCGAAUAGACCCGGGAGUGCCUCUUAACAUGUAGAAUAACACACAGACUUAGCUGUCUGCCCAUCAAGAGGGUACAGAAGGGUGUGGACUCGGUCUGGCGCUAUAGUGGCACUUCUUUUGACCCCCUCAGGCCACCGCCCGUGCAGAGCCAGUGGGGUGGUGCGACAGCUCUCCGCAUCCUGUUCUCUCAUAAGUCCUUCAGGAUGGCUUGAGGCCUGUCACCUCACCUGGGGCACACCAAAGUCACACCGUACGUCACCCCUUGAAGUGUGAUUUUUGCCUCCUAACCACUCCCUGAGGCCCGGGACCAAAGAGGGCGGAGGGCAGGGUGGCUGAGGGACCAAGGGGUGAUGUUAACCACUGAAUCAGGACAUGCGCUGCAAUUAGGAGAUGAAUGUAGCCUUUUUCUCAUCGGGACACAGGUGUGCUCACUCUGGGUUUCUAUUCAGACGGGAUAAACUCUUCAGAUCACUGGCUGAGUUGCCCACUGUUGCCAGGCACUUGAGAAACAUAGGUCUGCUCUGAUGAGCCUCUGGUUCCACGCACUCAAUGGUAACCAGGAGCUCCAUGGCAACAGCAACAGCAGGUCCCCCCGUGGUUUUGGUAAAUGGCAGCGAGGGGACGGUGCCUACAGGACGUCAAAUGGCCGAGGCACCUUCGAAACGAGCCAACGGCCCAGGCGGGUUCACCUGUUCUGCUCACAGCAUGAAUGGGUUUGGCCUGGUCCUAUGGGGAAAGCCCUGCAUAUAAUUACCUUAAAUGUAGACAUUUUUUUUAAACUCCUCUUAAAAGUUAAAUGACUUGAUCUUGAGUGUGGGGAGGAAAACACUAAAAGCACAGCCAUUGCUGGGGGUCUGGAGGUUGUCUCUGGGGUACCCCUCCACCCUGACUCAGAAUUCAGGUCCAAAAUUCUCGCAUAAUAAAAACAGAGGAAGGGAAAAGAGCAGUUCUGCUGAGGAUGGUAACUGGUGUUUCCUUGAUUCCAUGGUGGCAUCAAAAGGCAAGGGAAGCAAAGGGUUGAUGAUCUCCGGACCCCUUCUGGUGAGGUUGGGUUUGGUGUACUAACACUAGUCUGUUUAAAUAAGAAACCAUAUGAAGAGAGAUGCACUUUCCUAUGAACUGUAUUUAUGUGUCUGUCCAAGUCGUAUAGCAGUGAACUCGGUGGGCGACUCUAGUCUCUUGAAUGUGCUGAGCUGGAUGUAGAUGCAUGUCACUGCCAUUAGUUUUGGCUUAUAGGAAUACUAUUGGCCCCCUUGUGUCUAUUUAGGCAGGGUGGGGGUGUCGGUACAGAGCCGCCCUUCUCUCUAUCCAGCACAGUGGUAGCACCGACUGAACGGUACGCAGAUGAAGACCCAGCUGGCCAUUAUUUGAAGCACACGCAGGCUUAGAAGCUAGACACCCGACGGUCCCCUCCCGAUCCAGCCUGAUUUUCCACCAUGCCCUACAAACGUGCACACAUGGUAGGCAUGCAUUAUUUCAUGCAUGCAGGUGCCAUCGUGACGUUCUUUGCAUCUUUGCUUUGGGUGAUGUCAGACAGGGCUUUCUGAUACACUACUGUGCAAUUCUUUUUAUAUUAUCUUUAUUUAUUAUUGCUGACAGAGGUGCGGGAUGUCAGAAUAUCAGGAGCUCGUGGACGACAGGUCUUCAGUAGGAUCUUAUGCGUACUGAGCCUGGACACUGGACAAGAUCCUCUCUGCACCUCAGGACCUGGAACCUUGGUUAUUAUUUUACAGAGGGGACCAUUUUAAAGCAUUCGUUAAAUUAUUCUGAUGUGUACAAAGAAAUGCUUAUUUUUGAAAAUAAAUGCGUCAAAUUUC